Arachis stenosperma is the source of this 357-nucleotide messenger RNA. RefSeq lists its product as uncharacterized. The transcript has a single exon. The record is from RefSeq and is a predicted model, not a curated record. NCBI's taxonomy places the organism in Eukaryota, Viridiplantae, Streptophyta, Magnoliopsida, Fabales, Fabaceae. The coding region runs from base 1 to 357 and encodes 118 amino acids.
AUGAUGAGGAAGAUGAAAAUCGAGGAGGCUAAACCAACAAAAAUGGCCUUACAACUGGCAGACCGAUCGUUCAAGUUCCCUCAUGGCAUAGUAGAGGAUUUGUUGGUGAAAGUAGGAGACUUCAUAUUCCCGGCAGAUUUUGUAGUGUUGGACAUGCAGGAGGAUGCCAAAACCUCCAUUAUUCUGGGAAGGCCGUUCUUGGCCACUGCUGGAGCUAUCAUUGAUGUCCAAAAAGGUGAUCUUACCUUGAGAUUGCACAAUGAAAAGAUGACAUUCAAUGUGUUCAAGGCCAUGAGUUACCCACCAGAUCAAUUGGGGGAAUGCAUGAGGUUAGACGCACUUCAAGAAGAAGUGUAG